UAUUUGCUUAGUUUUAUCACUAAUAAAUUCUUAUCAAAAUGUAACUCAAAGUACACGUCAGAUAUUAAAAACAUAAUACAGAUACUUUAUAAAUUGUAUUUUUAUUUUUGGGUUGAGUCGUAUAUGUAUAUGGAUUUUAAUAUUUCCUGCAGGUUGAUUCUUAAAAAGAAAUUAAAAAAAUUUUAAUUUUUUGCGUUUAUUUUUUGAAAGAACGUGGACGUGAACGAGUUUCUUUAUUGAGGACUGAACGUGAACGUGAACAAAUCAAUUUUUUUAGUGAACGUUCCGAACACUGCUUUUUUCAUUAAGUGAACAUGUGUAAUGUUUGUGUUAUUUAUUCCAUAAUAAUACACAGUGACUUUUAAAAAAAAAAUAAAUUGGCGGGCUUGUCGUGAGCAUUCAAUUUCGAUGAUAAAAAUGUUCGUAACAUCAUACCAUAUACCGUCAAGCUUGGCUCUACGAAAUAAAGAAAAUGAAGAGGUUAGCGUCACUUCUAUAGUGUUGUAGUGUGGUAGGCAGCCCAAUCAAAGUCGUUGGCGGGAUUACCAUUUUUUUCCGUUACAUACACACUGUCGAUAGUGUUGAUACCUCUUGUCCAAUCAUCCAAUCAUCGUCUUUCAUUAAGUUGUGGAGAUUGUAUGUAUUUGUUCUAUUAUCUGUUGUUUGUCGUUCGAUGAUUCACUGUUUUCUUUCAUUUACUUGGAUUCCGCCACACGGUUGACUUCUCCAACGCCGUAAACUCAUUUCAGAUAUUUUCAUUGACAAGUCUUCGAUAUGAAUCCCAGCCAAAAAAAAGUCACUAAAAAUGACACAGAUUCUAGUUCUUCUUCUCAAGAACAGGAAAAUUCAAUCGUUACGAGUUGUACAUCAUCAGAUUCUAUGUCUUCUAGAGGACAUACCUCUUUCCCACCAGAAGAAAUGGAUGUCAACCCUGAUGACUCCGAUCAUGAUGAUUCUAAACAUCAGUAUGAAGCAGAAAAAAUUAUAGGAGCUACUGAUGUUGGAGGGUCGUUGAAGUUUUUAGUGAAGUUAAAAGGAAUUGAUGAAGCAGAAUGGAUACCAGCUAUUAAGGCUAAUAAAAAAUUCCCACAAAUCGUUCUCGAGUACUAUUAUUCAUUACCAAUUGACUGGGUUCAAAAAAAAUUAAAUGACAAUGAAUAGUUAUUAUAAUACCAAUAAGGAUGACAAGUGUUCAAAAUGUGACUUUUAUUUGAUUACAUAUCUUAUUAUAAAUGUCUUCAGUUGUUUAUUAUAAUUAUUUCAUUUUAUUAUAUAUUGCAGGUAUGCCUUACAGAUAAAUUUAUUAGUUCAUCAAUUAUUAAAUAUAUAAAUGUUAGUAAUUAAAUACUUUCAUAAAAUGUCAAUUUUUUUUUUCAUUUCAGUGAUACAGUAUAAUUAUAGUGUUCUCUUAAAAGUUGAUUGUAUAUCAGUUUAUGUUAUUAAAUAAUUAUUGGUUUUGAAAAGUUAUUUCUUAAGAGGACACAUCCGUAUAUGUUGUCACUGUCUUACAGAUGUAAAACAUAGCAAAAACUGUAUUGCACGGGAAAGAACCAAACUACAGUAAAAGUUACUAAGAAACAACAUUUUCACUACAUAAAAAAGAAAAAAUAGGCUGUGAAAUAUUGUUAUUAUUUUUAGAUAUCAUGACUAAAAAUAAAAUUAUUGAAAUUAUUGAAAAAUUGGAUUUUGUAACAAUUAGAAAUUAUAUAAGUGAUAUAAAAUAAAUAAAAACGUUAUUUCACAGAUAAUGUUCUCAACUAUGUUAUUUAUCAAUUUGGAGUCUUAACUAUCACUACACUCAAAGUGGUUUUAUCCCGUGCUAAACAGCUUUUACUUUGUUUUACAUAUAUAAGACGGAAACAACACGCGGGUGUAGUGUCCUCUUAAAUGCCAAAACAUGUUAAUUUAAGUUUAUUUAUUUGUUCAAAUGUUGGGUCUAAAUAUUGAAUACUUGUACCUUAUUUUAAUAAUUAAAAGCAUUUUUUCACCGUAUAUUAUCUAUUAUUAUCGACAGAGCUAUAGUACCAUUUAAAAUCAUCUAGUUAUUUUGUUUUUUUUGUAUUAUCAUUAUAAUUGUAAAUGUAUAAAUAGUAUGACCAAACAUGCUGAUUUUCCA
Molecule: messenger RNA, 2116 nt
Organism: Rhopalosiphum maidis (corn leaf aphid)
Lineage: Eukaryota; Metazoa; Arthropoda; Insecta; Hemiptera; Aphididae
Product: heterochromatin protein 1-like
Exons: 2
Coding region: 775-1161 (128 amino acids)
Cellular component (GO): nucleus
Source: RefSeq, a predicted model, not a curated record